This is a messenger RNA of Felis catus (domestic cat), 839 nucleotides long. RefSeq names its product anaphase promoting complex subunit 11 (gene ANAPC11). Gene Ontology annotation, biological process: protein ubiquitination; anaphase-promoting complex-dependent catabolic process; positive regulation of mitotic metaphase/anaphase transition. Lineage: Eukaryota; Metazoa; Chordata; Mammalia; Carnivora; Felidae. The record is from RefSeq and is a predicted model, not a curated record. Gene Ontology annotation, molecular function: zinc ion binding; cullin family protein binding; ubiquitin protein ligase activity. Gene Ontology annotation, cellular component: nucleus; anaphase-promoting complex. Bases 475 to 729 code for a protein of 84 amino acids. The transcript has 3 exons.
GCCUCUUCCGCGCGCCCUCUCCCCGCCCCCGCACUCCUGCCCCGCACCCCUUCGCCGCGCCUCACACCUUCUACCUGCUCCUACCGCUUCCCUGCGCCCUGUCUCCGCGCUCGACCCCCAUCCCUUCUCCGCGCUCUCAACCCGCGUUCCUCCUUUUCUGCGCCCUCACCCUUUUCCCGCGCGUUCCCCUCUCCCCGCGCCCCACCGUCUCCCACGUCCGCCUCUGCGUCCUUCUCCGCGCCCCACCUUCUCACCGAGCCUGAGCCCCGGGUCCCGGCCCGCAUCCCCCUACCCAGCAACCAGGUCCCCUUUUGGUGGCGGUGGCGGCGGCGGCGGGGGAGGAGGCGGCACGCAGCUUGCCUAGCUGGCGACCGAGCCCGCGACCGGGACCGCGGGCUGAGUGGUUGUUCCCUGGCAUGACCUCCUCGUUGGCCGGGUCUGGGUCUUCAUUUGUUAACCCCAAGCUCCACCGCCAUGAAGGUGAAGAUUAAGUGCUGGAAUGGCGUGGCCACUUGGCUGUGGGUGGCCAACGACGAGAACUGUGGCAUCUGUCGGAUGGCCUUUAAUGGCUGCUGCCCGGACUGCAAGGUGCCAGGCGACGACUGUCCCCUGGUGUGGGGCCAGUGCUCCCACUGCUUCCACAUGCACUGCAUCCUCAAGUGGCUCAACGCACAGCAGGUGCAGCAGCACUGCCCCAUGUGCCGCCAGGAAUGGAAGUUCAAGGAGUGACGCGGCCCCUCUGGGCUGUGACAGGGUUGACACGAGGACUGGAGCUGCGUUUGUUUUUCAUCACGCGUUGACGCUUUUAUCCAAUAAAUAAAACUCAUUGAAUUGCCUGA